UUUAUCAUCACUGAUGAUAUCAUAGAAAGCAGCUCUUUGCUUUGGCAUAUUGAAAAGGCCAGGUUCUAUGGCACUGUGGCUCUUUUGUCAAACUGAAGCGACGAGGCUGCGGCACAUUUUAUACUCCGGAUUCUGAGGCAAUAAACACGAUGGCGCUCACAGCCUUUUGCUUCACUGUCCUGCGCUGGCCAACCUCAUGGUGAACUGUGCUGCCCAUCCCCCCACGCACUGUGUUAACUGCCUGUCCCCAGCAGGAUGAGCUGGCUGUAAACCACACCGGUUCUAUUAAUUAAUUAAUGUACCCUAACGGCAGGGUUGGCUCCCUCCACUGUAGUGGAGCAGUUUUCAGCCGCCUGCAGUGGUGACCGCCAGUGUGUCUUUGGGUUCCUGCAGUGGUGUUAGGAGAAGGGGAAAAAGACAAAGAGGAGCAAAGCAGCAGACAAAUGUGGAUGGAAGGAAGCCGUCAGCAUCAUAGUAACAAUUAAUCACCCGGGGCCAUUGUGGUCCUGUCCUGUAAACGGCGCCAGUGCAGGCAGGCGGGCAGAGAGACAGAAGAAGAGAGGAAGAGGCAGAGGAAGAGAGGGAGAGAGGGGGCAGGGUGGCUGCAGGGAGAAAGAAGGGGAGAGAAUGGUUGGGGAUCAGCCUGUGUGUCCACCUCAGCUCAUGCUGCGGGGCUGGGGAGCAGUGCUGCUGUCUCAGUGCAUGUCCUCCGUGUUCUCCCAGAUCCCGGACCCGGAGCUUUUACCCACAGAUCCGCCCAAGAAGCCGGACCCCGUCACCUCGGAGACCGUUGUUUUCUGGGGGCUGCGGCUAUGGCAGGUCAUCGGCAUCUUCGCGAUGUUCGCUUUGGCAGUCGUCAUCACUCUGUGUUGUAUAUUCAAAUGUCGCAUCCCGAGAACCAAAAAGGAAAUUGAGGCCCGACACGCACAAAGACAAGCUGCCAAGAAAUACGCCAACACGUUAGAGACGGUGCCGCCUCUGAAUGAGCUGACUGAGAUCCCGGGAUCUGCGAAAGUUGAAGAAACCGAGGAGGUGACAACGGUCUCUGGGAAAGUGGACGCCGAUAAAGGAGAGAAGAAGUCCAAGGAGGGCAAGAAAGAGGGCAAAGGUGCCAAAGAGGGGAAAGGAGAUGAAAAGGAAGGGGGAACAAAGAAGAAGGGUGAAAAAGGUGACAAGGAGACAUCCAAAAAAGAAGGCGGUGAAGGGAAAGGGAAGAAAUCUGGAGAGAAGGGAGAGAAGGGGGAGAAAGGUGAGAAAGGAGGCAAAGGAGGGGCUAAAGGGGGAGCCAAGAAAGCCCAAAAGUGAACUCUGCAAAAGAUCGUUUCAUAUUUUUCACUGUGAGCAUUUUGCACUCUUUUUUUCUAAAAAUUUGUAUCAUAUUAAAUUUAAAAAAUGAAUAAAAAAAACCUCAUAUAUAAGAAAAUGCAUUGUGUCUGUGGUUCGGAGUCACGAAAGUCGCAAGAAUAUCAGAGUACAGUAAAAUCAUACAUUUAUUGUUAUUUAUUCACAAUUCACUGGUGAACACUGGAGACCAGAAAAAACAAAAACAAAAACAAAAAAAACAUCCUCUAUUUUUACCCCAAGUUUACACUGAUAUCUACAGCGUGCCCGCGUCACUCUACAGCGAUGAGAAGAUGAGAUGAGACUUUAGCCAAACACUGCCCACAGACCGUAUCUAAAGCACGAAUGUCGACUCCACUGAGCACAGUUCGGCACGAGAUAAAUAAAAAGACAAUGAAAACAAAACACAUUUUAUACUCCCAUGAGAGGUAUUUUGAAAACAAUGAAAUACAACAUUAGCUCUAAGAUUAUUGGCCUCACUGUACAUUUGAUUUCCAAAAAAAAAAAAAAA
This is a messenger RNA of Acanthopagrus latus (yellowfin seabream), 1852 nucleotides long. RefSeq names its product transmembrane inner ear (gene tmie). Bases 628 to 1305 code for a protein of 225 amino acids. Lineage: Eukaryota; Metazoa; Chordata; Actinopteri; Spariformes; Sparidae. The record is from RefSeq and is a predicted model, not a curated record. The transcript has 4 exons.